Messenger RNA from Scylla paramamosain (green mud crab), 7174 nucleotides. RefSeq names its product protein muscleblind-like. Bases 157 to 576 code for a protein of 139 amino acids. The transcript has 3 exons. Gene Ontology annotation, molecular function: metal ion binding. The record is from RefSeq and is a predicted model, not a curated record. NCBI's taxonomy places the organism in Eukaryota, Metazoa, Arthropoda, Malacostraca, Decapoda, Portunidae.
CGGCAUGCCAGUGUACCAGCCGACGGGCAGCGCCGCCUACCAGCAGGCCCUCAUGCAGCAGCUCAGCGGCCAGAGCUUUGUGCCCGUGUCAUUGUAUUGGGGGACACAGCAGUGACCUAUGAGCCGCAUUUCCCUCAUCACGUAGAGGUGACAGACAUGAAGGUGAGUGUCUGUCGCGAUGCGGUGAAGGGGAAGUGCGGUCGGGGGCUGUGCAAGUACUAUCACCUGCCGGUCCUCCUGCCGCCCGCCCCCCUUGACCCGCACUCCGCCCGCACCCACUCAGCCCCGCGCCACCACACACUCCACAACCCGCCCACACACACCCUCGUCCUCGACAACGCUUACUACUUGGAGGCCAACACCAACAACAACAACAGUAAUAACAACAGCGGCAGUAGCGGCGGCGGCUCGGCCGCCUCGCCCACACCACUCGCGGCGGCAGCAGCAGCAGCAGCAGCAGCAGCGGCGGCGGCAGCAGCGGCCUCCUCCAGCAGUGGCAGCGGUGAGCCGGCCGGCCCCUCGGCCCUGCAGGUCAUCGCCGGUCUGGCCGCCCCCAACAACAUCAUUUGCAACUAGCGGCCCCGCGCCCUGCUGGAGGCGGGAGAGGGUCUCCCGCGCGGUGGUGUGGCGCCGCGUGUGGGCGGCUUGGGGAGCGCGGCGGCGCGAGCCCCGGGCCCCGGAGCUUCUGGUGCUAGCACAGCCAUGCUCACUCAAUGUGAUUUGUCAAGUGUGUCCUUACAGUCCCCACGGGGACAGGUCAACUCCAGCACUCGUGGAUAUUUUUUCAAAAAACAUAACAAAAAUAAAUUUUCACUUUGUUUUUAUCUUUUAUAUAAGGAUAAGGUAGGAAGAUGAUGCCCUUAUAAAGGGUCGAGAUUAAUUAUUUUCUAUUAUGUACCAGUGAAACAGACUCUGGACUGUUGUGCGAACAUGACAAAGUCACGUGCCAGUGAAGCCCCGACCAGCGGCCGGCCCCGGGGGUCCACCCCCUCGGCACCGCCACGCCCCUCGGCAGGCGGGCGCCCAGGCCCCGGCCCAGCGCCCCGCCGCCCUGGCCCGGCCAGUAGUCAGCAGCUGAGGUGCCAGCGUCAGCGGAGACGGUCCGGGCGGCACUGGGCCUCGCUCCCGGCGGCGGCAGCGGUGCUGGGGCGCCGCCCCCCCGGCGCGCUGGUCCAUUACCGAGGGAGAGAUGCAGUGAGAAGCUCAGCUGAACACGGCGGACUCGAAGUGAGGAACACGGAUGAGAGAGGACACAGGAAGGACCGGAGAGGAAGAAGGGACGGAUCCAAGACCCAAGCCAGAAAGAAUCUCUAUUUCUGCAAAUGUUUUAUCAUCAUGUUUUAUUUAUAUUUUUUUUAAGGCCUGUUUUCACACGAAUUGGUUUCUAGUCAUUUACCCUUUGUUUAUUUCCUUUUUAUGCCAUGACUAGCUCGGUGAAUUUAUGGGGCUGUGACAACUUAGUACAGUAUGUCUGGUUUUAUAUGAAACUGUAUUAUGCAAAGCCGUAUGUGUCUGUUGUAGUGCUCGUGAGGGAAAAAUUUUUCAUAGUUCCUUGUGUUAUUUUUACAUAUAUGAAACUUGAGUGUUUUAUUACAUGUAAAAGUGCCACGACGUUAAUGUUCCUGCAAUUGACGCAUUUAGGAAUCAAAGAGAGGGUAUAAGGGAGGGUCGAGGAAAACAUGCUUGUGGAUGUCCCGGCUUUAGAAGUCACCGUUUGGCAACUCAGUCUGUCCGGGUGGCCUGUUUGUACUUUUUAUAUAUUAGCUUAUGAAAGGUGAUAAUACGCCAUGAGCUGCGUGGCCUAUCAGAGUCAUUUAUACUUAUUAUCAUUAAACAAAGUAACAUAUAUUUGAGAUAAAUAAGCCUCAGCUUACACAGGAAAGCAGUGCUUGAAGUAUCAGACAUAUCAAAGUUUUAUACAUAUAUUAAGAUAUUUGAAUUAUUAUCACAGAUUUAUUCAUAUAUAUAUAUAUAUAUAUAUAUAUAUAUAUAUAUAUAUAUAUAUAUAUAUAUAUAUAUAUAUAUAUAUAUAUAUAUAUAUAUAUAUAUAUAUAUAUAUAUAUAUAUAUAUAUAUAUAUAUAUAUAUAUAUAUAUAUAAUAAGGCUAAGAUUGCCUCCCUUGUUUAUACAUUGUUUUCAUUUACAUCCAAUCAGAAGAAAACACCACCACCACCACUACCACCAAGCCUUUCACGCGGCAAUAGCGACAUCGGCAGCGUUACCUUAUUCUUGGGUUCAGUUUUACCGUAAUUUGCUUAUCAGAGUCAAGGCAAGACAAGGGAAUGUUCGUAGAGAAUCUGUGGGUGAAAACUUUGGUGAUGAUGCUCAACGAGGCGGCAAAGCAACGCUAAAAGGAGAGUCCAUGACAAAGGCCCCCCGGACACGCACGCUCUCUCGCUAGUUCACUUGUUCGUCAGGCUCAGUCUGGUGGCAGGGAGGCUCCUUCCCCCCACUCCCCCCUCACCCCCCCCACUCCUCAAUCCUCAACUACCCCCAGAGCGACCGUCUGUGCCACCUUUUGUACCGCCACGCCACACGCCGCCCCGGCCAGCCCGGUGGGCGGCGGCCGUCACUCGUGCACCGGAUCCCUCGCAAUAGUACCGUAUCCUGUAAGAGAUGCCAUCCAUGCACAACCAUACUCUUUGAAAGCCUCACUUCCCCCCCUCCCCGCCCCCCCCUCCCCUCUCCUGGCACCGCCUGAGCCACCGGCUGAAGCCCAUCACUCAGUUAAUGUCGGUUUCCACCAGCACGCUUGCUGUAAUUUAGGAUCUAACUUCAGCCAUGUGAUAAAGAGGAGCUGAGGGUGGCCGCGCGGGCCUCGGCCUGCGUGGGGCCACCUCAAGUCACGCUCACAAUCCGGCCAUGCAGGGUACAACUUGGACCCUAGAGUUGCGCUUGCUUCACAGUCAAAUGUAGCGGGCUUUUUCUUCAGAGUGCAGCAUCCAAUCUGCGGCUUCACGAUGUCACUGCUUCCGGCCCUGGGCGCCCCCUGCCGCACCCUGGCCACGGCCACGGGGCGGCGGGCCCCCCGGGGCCACCCCCGGGCAGGGCCUCGGACAGCCAGGGAGACGGGCAGAGAUAGGAGAGCUGUGCCGGGUCCUGCCCUGCCGCCCCUCACCCCCAAGGACGGGGGGCGGCACCUGCAUGUAACCAGUUAUGUAGAGUAGUUCCGUAGGCCCCGGCGCCCCGGCUUCACACGUAGCAGUAGGCUUGGGGCCCACGUCCCCGCACAUGCAUGUCGGCACCGCUUGUUCCAUUAAUCAGUGUCAGUGUGGGUAGAUCUCCCGUAACCCGUAACGAAGCUCCCGUGUCUGUGCGUAGCGCCGCCCUCCGAUGGCGAGGGGUUGCCGCCGCCGCCGCCGCCGCCCCCGCCGCCCACCGCGCGUCCGCACCGCCUGGCAACCCUGACUCAUCCCGGCCGCCGCCGGUCAGGAGGGCGAUAGACUUUACGAGGACGUCCUCACGAAGCCAAAUCAAAACUUGAGCGCCAUAUGUAUCUGUGUAAGUCUCCUCCGCCUCGGCCCUUCGUGAGGGCCACCCGCGUAAGACCUGUUCCUUGUGAUGGUGCGGCCGUCCGGCCCAGCGACCGUCGGGCUCACCAGCGCCGACCCUCACUACCGUAAGGUCCAUAAUUAUCAUAUGAAAUAAUAGUAAUAUUAAUCAUAAUUAUAAUCACGAUAAUCAUAUAGCCAGUCUGACGACAACUCGGUGGUGGCCGCCCGGCCGCGCCGCCGCUGGCGUCCGUUCAAAACGGCGGCAGCGACGGCGGCAGUCUGGCGGCCGCCAUGCCUCCUGGCCGUGGCGGUGGCAGCCCAAGUCGCCGCCGCCGCCGCCGCCGGGGAAUGCAUGCUCCUAGUAUCUAUUUUAUUUUUACUUGAGAACAUUUGUACACUAUGAACUAAGCCAGUCUUGAGAAAUUACCGUGUUUCCAGUCGUCCCCACCUUGGUCAGGGUUCAAGUCUCAAUGUAGAGAAACACAUUUCCACUGUUAUUUUUUAUAUUUUUUCAAUGCUUACUGUUCAUUGCUUGUUAAGCGGUUCAUUUACGCUGGCUUGGUUUUAAAAAGUCACAAAUUAAGUGAGUUUUAUACUUAUACGUGUUUGUUUCUAAUUUAAUUUCUACGAAUGCUACUCCAAACGUUUAAAUAAAUGAUUUUCAUAUUUUACUAAUGGUAUGCUAGCAGCGCCUGACGCCCGUCAGAGCGAUGUAGUAAAGUGUGGGACGGAGGUCCCCAACAUUUUGUGAUAUUUUCUUAUUGUUAUUUAAGUCGAUUUCUCUGUUUUCCUGUGACUACUGACGUUGUUAUGUUACUUGUUAGGCUAAGGUUGCCGUACCGGGCGCCCCUGGAGCGCUGCCCCGCCGCUGCUGUUGGCCGCUUCUGGGUGCAGCAGCAGCAGCGCCGUGCCCACGUCUCUGUCGGUGAUGUGUCAUGUUUGUUUUACAUCUUUGAGCCAAGUCCCUGACCCUGGCCAUGCUGGGGGCAGGUGCCGUGCAGGACAGGGUGGCCCGGCCAUCCUGCCUUGCCCGCUCUCUGCCCCGGUGGUGCUGAAGGCGGGGCGGGGGCUGCGUGCCUCACAUCAGCAAGGGAGGGAGCCCCGGAGCCCUGUGUGGGGCCAGUGUGUCCUGGGCACCUCUGCCUGAGGUGCCCAUGAGCGCUGCCCAGCUGUGCGCCGCUCGCCCAUCCACCAAAUACUCAGCCAGCCUCAUUGCGGCUGCCGGGCAGUGACCCACGUCAUGCAGGGCAGCAGGGCAGUGACACAGGGCGCCGGGGACCCCAGAUGGCCACUGACAAGUGCGGGCGUGGCCAGAGGGCGACCCCAAGGUAGCAUCUCCUUUUAUACGAAGAAGAAACAGAAGCCCACGGAGGGAAAACUAAGGCAGAUCUGUGACCUCUUUCAAGAUAUUGGGUUAGACAACAGCCUGUAGUGUGGGCACCUUGUAUCAACCUGCCCAGCUGGUUCGCUCUCAUGUAUAAGUAACACCAGACUGAUACAGUGCAUUGAUACAAUCAUGCCUCAGUUACAUAGACUACUCAUUAUACCUAAGAAAUUUUAUCCAGCCAAUUGUAUAUCACUAUGUUAAAAAAUGCCAGUUAAGUGAAAAAGAAAAAAAAAAAAAACGUUGUGCAUAUCCAAGUUGUAUGUUAUUUGUACUAUUGUGUAUGCGUGAAGUCUGGAUUAUUACUACUUUUUAGGUAAUAAUAAUAUCUUGGAAGGUGGCGGGGGUGGGGAGAGGUGUCAGGGGGCUGGGGGUGCCGUGCGAGGCGGCACUCUGCCCCUCCAGGCCGCAGCGCCGACACCACACACAGGGCGAAGUGUCCAGCAGCCACUCACAUGCCGCGCCAGCCACGCCCGGGUCACAGCCACACACUCGCCUGGCCCUCUCUGGGGGACUCACUAUGUAAGAUAAUAAAUUAAUUCAUUCAUAAACCUGCAGCAGACAAUUAACACGACACGGGGCAGUGGAGGAGGGACAGGAGGAGGGUGAGUGAGAGUGAGAGGGGGAGAGAGGGAGGGGGGAUAACAUUUUUUGGACAUUAUUUUGUAGUAGGAAGCUCAGCAGGCAUGUGAGUGCGCGGCGCCUCCAGGUAAUUUUAGGUGUCCUCCGCCACCACCGUUCACCGCCACCACCACCACUACCACCACCACCACCACUACCGUAUACUAGGCCCCUUUGACUCUUCCUCUGAGACUAUAAUGUAUAGGGCUUGAGGUUCCUGAGUUUUCCAUUACACCAGCUCUUCAUCUUAGUCUUCUCCCUUAGAGCUUUGUGUAUAGAAGCCGUCAUCGUAGCCCCUCCUGUAGGAAGCCUCGCCGCGCGGUGUGUGCGGGGCUUCACACACUGAAUUAUACAUGUAUGUACUUAUAUAGAGCUCUCUAACCGUUUUAUUAGUUAUUAUAUAGAGGUUCGUGUCUAUUGCAGGACGGGCUGAUAGAUGAGAGGGACGGAAGAGGUGUUAUAUUACUACUACCCGUUUGUCGUUUUCUGUUCCAUAGACAAACUCUCAUUUCCAGAUUCCUUAACUUGCGGUGAAAACAGUUAAAGACGUAGCGUUUUCUUUCUUUCUCUCUCUUUCUCUCUCUAAAGGGAGUGAUUGAGGAAUACCCAAUAGAAGUGUAGCGUUACAUAGGAUAUCACUUUUGAACACUUUCCCAUUAUUUGGCAGGUUAAAGAAAUUACUUGUUUUAGGAAGAAUUAUAUAUAUUAAAGGAAAAGAGCCUAUUAUGGCGUUAUAUAAUUAGUACACUUCAGAACAAGACGUAAUAAAUUUUAUACAUAGAUAUCUUAUUAAACCGUAAAACUGUUUCAAGAUCAGCUUUCAUAGAAAAUUAUAUUAGGCUUUAAGAGAAAAAUGAUAAACUAAUAAUAUGUGUUGGUAGCGAGAGUUUGCGUAAAUAUAAAUGUUUAAUAUAUGUGAGGAGUGUGAUGGUGGUGGUGGUGGUGGUGGUGGUGGUGGAGGGGAGGGAGAGUGAGAGAGAGAGGAGGGGGUAAGGGGUGGUGAGGGCAGCUUGGUGGGGGUGCCAACAUUCCAGGGUCAGCAUAAUAACCCCGCCCCCCCCACCCUAGGUCACAGUCAUAAAAAAAAAGUGUAGCAUAAAUAAAGCUCAAAGAAAAAAUUACGUUUAAAGAUUUUUUUCUUGUUUGAACCUUUUUGACCUUAAAUAGCGUAGUUCCCUUAACCCUUCGAUCCUUAUUAUUAUAUUUUCACAUUUUAUCAGUCCAGAUUUUUGCCACUUUAUAAAGGAAAAAAAAUGUUCCCCAGAACUGCAUUAGCGAUGUAUAAAGGGCAUGGAAGUGAACACAGAUACACAGAAGAAUUACGGUGAAACAAGUGAAAUGCGCAAAAUGUUCCAAUGGAGUCAAGAUCGGAUCGUAUUCUGAAGCGCUUCGAAACUUCAUCUGAACCUCUUUCAAAAGGCUCUAGUGGAGGUUAAUGAGAUUCUCACUUGUGUUUUAAUAAUUUCUAGUGAUAGUCAAACAAUAAUUCUUCAUCAUCGAUAAGAAAAAAAACAUCCGUGAGAAUCUGGUUAAUCUCCGUGGCCUUUGAAAACAGUCCCGCUGAGAGAGAAAGAAGCGUUUCAAAAUACGGGCCAAAGUUAUAUAAGAGGAGGAAUAAUUCAGAGUAUAUUCAAGUUUGUAUAAUGAGUGCUAUAAAUAAAAAUGGAUGGGGGUA